Molecule: messenger RNA, 6255 nt
Organism: Labeo rohita (rohu)
Lineage: Eukaryota; Metazoa; Chordata; Actinopteri; Cypriniformes; Cyprinidae
Gene: tmem150ab
Product: transmembrane protein 150Ab
Exons: 8
Coding region: 238-1122 (294 amino acids)
Biological process (GO): protein localization to plasma membrane
Source: RefSeq, a predicted model, not a curated record
GGAGCUUGAGAUGCAGCAGAAGCAGCAUCCGCUCAGGAGCCGCGGGGCCUGCGAUAUUGUUGGUUGUUGGUUAUUGGCGAGUCUCCAGAUGUAGUUGAAGGAGCAUCACGUUACCCCCACUGGUCCACAUACCCCCCCACUGCAUGGCUUCACUUGCUGGUGUCCUACACCGUGUCUCCAUAGCCCCAGUCCUGCACACCCUCAUGCUGGGGUCUCAGGCCUCUCACAGACUGACCAAUGACUGCUUGGAUUGUUCUGCCUGUCAGCCUGUCCGCCUUCUCCAUCACGGGGAUAUGGAUUGUUUACGCCAUGGCAGUAAUGAACCACCAUGUCUGUCCUGUUGAGAACUGGUCAUACAAUUUGACAUGCACAGAGGAAACGGCUAAAAGGGGCUUCCCAAAGACCUGCUGUACUCUUCAAGACAUCCCCCUCAUCAGUAAAUGUGGUUGCUAUCCACCAGAGAGCUGCCUCUUCAGUUUGAUUGGCAAUGUUGGGGCUUUUAUGGUGGUUAUGGUGUGCAUGCUGCGUUAUGCCCAAGUGAUUGAACACAGCCAUCAUUGCUGGACCAACACAAGUGCUUUGGUGUCCGGCUGUGUUAAUGCCCUGGGUUUGGUCAUGGUGGGCAACUUUCAGGUUGAUCAUGCCAAGACGCUUCAUUAUGUGGGAGCGGGUGUAGCUUUCCCUGCCGGCUUGCUGUUUGUGUGUCUGCAGUGUGUUCUGACAUACCGUAUAGCGGAGACAGCACUGGACUACUGGAUGGCUCAUGUGCGUGUGGCUCUCUCAGGUGGAGCUCUGGUAUCGCUUGUCCUGAGUGGUAUCUUCUUCGUCCAUGAGAGUUUUAUAUUGCAGCAUGCCGCAGCCAUCUGUGAAUGGGUCUUCACGGUCUUGGUCCUGGUGUACUACGGCACCUUCACCUAUGAGUUUGGCACUGUCAACAGCGAUACCAUGAUGGCGGCCUUAAUGAAACGCAGUCAACAUCAUCAUCCAGGGUCAGCGGUCAUCAUGGGGGGUAUCGGGAAGGGUGUUGCAAUGGGAUGUGGUGCCCGCAGUCUCAAGUCACCCGGAGGCAGCAGCACUUCCACACACCUCAACUGUACUCCGGAAAGCAUCGCCAUGCUUUAGGGGUUAACCGCUACGUAUUCUCUCAGAUCUCAGCACAUAGACUCUUCAUCUGGCUCAUGGAACUGGUACAAGCAAUACAAAUUUACUUGUGAGGUUACAGUAGGUUUACAGACUUGCUGAUUUUGAUCAACGACCAGAAGGUAUUUUGCAUGAUAUUUUGCAUUCAUAACUCAAAGUACAAUCCUAAUAACCAGCACAGACAAUUCCUUCCCAUGAUUCAUGGGGCCUCUGAUAGAAAUGUUUUAAUUUUACUAUGCCAAAACUGCAAUAACCCAUCUCUAAAGGCACAUUCACACUGACAGUGAAUAAACUGUUAAGGGUCAACAAGUGGAUUGUUGGUUGCUAGGAUUUCUGCGUCAGGAAAUCCUAUAGAGUGCUGCAGGGAUUAUGUAUUAUGUAGGCCUGGAACUUGGAGUUAGCAUUUUAACACUUCCUGUUCAACCGUCCCAAAUCAGUAGGUUUUUGGUUAAAUGCCUGAAAUAAGAUACUGUAUGUGGUGAACAAGCUCAAGAUAUUUUCACAUUAUAUCUAACAACGUAAAAUACAUCAGUAAGAGUAUUAAUUUAUUUUUAAGUAUUACUUAUCUUGAAAAAGACAUUUGCUAACAAGUGGCUAACUAAAGAGGUUGUCAGGAAUAUUAAACGUUAUUUUGAUAAAUAGGAUCUCAUCUACUCACUUGUCCACUUUUACAGUUUUGUGUUUUUAAUAAUGCUCAAAUUAUUCUUACACAAACUUUCAGGGAAAAUGCUUUUUUUUUUUUUUAUAAAGUUAAGACUAAAAGAUUUGUUGGAAGCUUUACUUUCUUCUGAUUGCAUGUAGGCUUUCAAAUUUAUGAAAGUUUAAUUGAUUUUUUUUUAAAAAUAUUAUCAUGAUGAACAAAACGUUUAACGAUUAUAAACUUUUGUUGGUCACAGACAGUGUUACCAAGUCCACGGUUUUUCCCGCGGAAUUGCGCUACUUUAACACUGUUGCUGCUUCUCGUUUUUCAUGUCUGCUUUUUAAAGCAACCCCAGUAAUGAGAUAUUUAGCACCUGGAAUGCAAAUUUUACAACCUUAUUUUCAUAACAGAAAUGUAUCUGUGGGAACCUUUUCGCAAGACGCAAAAUACGUAGUGCCAUGUACGUUCCGUGGCGUAUUCAUGUGAGAUGUCUACUGAGCGAUGCUAAAAGAUUGUUUUUUCCCCUUCAGAAAAGAUGAAUGUACAUAUGGUAUGUUUUCUGUGACGUUCGUUUUGUACGUGUCACCGCAGUUCUAAAAACUGGACUUAAAAUGUCCAUAGGUGCUAUAACUCUACUGUUCCAUGGCGUUUUAAAAAUAACAUACCAUCUGCACUACACCUAAACCUGCCUGAUAGUAUGAACAAAAGCGAAUAUGGCAUAAAAACACAAUCGCAAGCAUAUAUGUCAUCAUAAUCUGAAAACUACGCCCACCAGGGGGAAGAGAAUCCAACACUCUCCAUUGACUUUGUAUUGCGGGAAGCUGCCUCCUUGUAAUUUCUGACAAAAAAAGAACAAUGUCUAAAAGCUGCUGUGUGACAAGGUGUACAGUAAACAAGCUAAAAAACCCAGAACUACGUUUUUAUAAGCUGUCGACCCAAAAAACAAGUGUUGAAGGACACAAAAGUAGAGUGCAACGUGUCAUAUUACGCUGAGAACUACACCCACUGGAGGGAAACUUAAUCGCGACAGGAAACAAUCAUUUUUAACCAUGUCAAAGGAUUAUUUCACCACCCUGUGAAUCUGAGAGGAGGAGAUAUACUGAGAAACUAAAUUUUAUUGGUUUAUGUGCUUCUUUUCCUUACCUUCCUUUUGCUGGAGAAAUUAUCCCACUGAAUGUCUCAACGUGAAAUAUUACUAUUUGUGUCCUUAAAUGCUUGUUUUUUGGGUGGACCGCUUAUAAAAACGUAGUUGUAGACAUUGUCCUGUUUUUUUUGUUAGAAGUCAGAAAUGACAAGGAGACAAAGUCAAUGGAGAGCGUUGGAUUGUUUCCCCCCAACUGUGGGCGUGGCCUAAAAGCGCUCUGUCUCUAAGCAGUUUUAGCUUGUUUUUCAUUUUGAGUCAUAUUUUUCACAGGAUUUGAACUGAAGGAUUAUGCAUCCUAAAACCAGUUCCGUGCUGGCUGAGCUACUAAGCAAGCUUUCAACAGCUGGUCUUGUGUUCGUUUUUGACCCCCUGCCAAAUUAUUUCUACAUGAAAUUUCUACAUGAUUGCCUAAUCCCAACUCCACACCUAACCCUAAACCUACCAACACUAGGCGGGUAGUAACCUGGCGGGGGUCAGAAUUCUGCACAACACCGGAAAGCUAAACAUACGGAGCUGUAAUCAUAACUGUGUACGGAAACGAUUCAUUUCUGUUAGAAACUGCAGUAAUAUGUACUUAUUGGUACGUAUUUAGCGUCUUGCGAAAAAGUUCCCACAGUUAAGUUUUUGUCAUGAGAUCAGGUAGGAGUUUUACCAGUGGAACCCUGGUGUAUUUUACCCCCUGGAACAUGAUUGAGCUAGUUUUGAGUAGCAGUUAGGUAGGUUAAGGUGUGAAAACUUGGCAACCCUCGUCACAGAGCUUAUUUUCUGCAGUAAUCCAAAAGCCAUUGAGAAAAAAUCCUGUUGGGUUUUUGUCGAAGAAAACCAGGGUGAUGCUAACUUCUGGGCUGGCCUACUCAAAUAUGUCAUCACUGCAUUUCUAUAUUGGUAGUCGGUGCAUUGUGUCUCUGCUCAAAUAUAUGCAGUUAUGAAAACUGAAAGUGAUUUGUUGCAACUCUCACUGUCACUCAUGUUGCCCUAAAUCACCAACUCCCAUAGAAAAUCAGUGACCUAGGUCACUUCGUCAGUGUGAAUCUGUUACAGAACUGCCAGCAAUACCAAGACACUCGUCUAGACAAAGAAGAUAAUUGGCUAAACCCAUCCAACCUUCCGUAACCUGUUUAAUCUGUAGAAACUGUGAUUACACAACAGGUCAAGCCAUCACUGUAGCAAUGAAGAUGUUAAGUCGGUUGCACCAGCCAUUGCUGCCAUUAGUUGGGUUGCAAUGAGGUUGAGGUUUAGUCACUCUACUUUAGUCAAACAGCGAUACUUUUUAUUCAUACCUGAGAUGCAGGUGAUCCAUAUUUAUGUAUUCAUUCCAGGUGCUCACAGAUUAGUUUGAUUUGUGGCACUGUAUUGGCAUGACAUCUGGUGCUGUGGGCUGUCUGUCCUACAGCUCUAGAUACAUUGUGACUGUAUUGAAUAAGAGCAUCUCUGUGCAACCUUUUGAACAUGUUGGUGCUGUUGCCAAGUUUUUUCCUCACUUAAUCUGAAAACUGCCUGUAUUGAUCAGUUGCAUCCCAGGUAUCUUGCGAAUGAAUUCCUAAUAUUUCAGGUUCACAAGAAGCAGGAUUUUGUGUCCAUUAUUGUAUUUUAUUUUAAGCACCGUUGUUUUUCAUUCAUUUUUCACAUUUAGAAAUAUAAGAUGAUAUUAAUCAGACUUUUUCGAGAGACUUUUUAAUGGUGCUCUUGAUCCCUGUCAUACAAACUAUGAUUAAUUGAAAAAGCAAGUAAGCUGUCUGUACUUGAGUUUCUUAUUUUCAUUAGCUCAUAUUGUACCCAUGAGCACGGGGAAAAAUGAUUCUAGGUGGGUAUAGAUUCACAUUAUUGAAACAUUUGUAUCUAAACCUACAGAUCCGCUAAAGGAGCAUGGUGAGGGGGAAAAAAUUAUAUUUCAAUGGUUUAUAUUUUCAAAAUUCUUGCUUUCCCCCAAGAAACUUGUGAUGGAAAUAAUAUGAGAUGGGGGGAAAACUAUAUUUUGCAAGCAAAACUAUAUUUUUCCUCCUAUCCUGUAUUUUUUCCCCCACCUUAGGGGGUUGCAUAGAAGCCCUCUAUAAGUUCUGGACUUGAUAAAUAUAUCUGCACAGUCAACAGGAAAAGCUUUUCCAGGCAGGCUCAUAUAUAUCUGCAUUUGACAUGAAUGUUUAGAUGGUGAAGCAAACAACUUGUAGUCACACUAAGGUCUUACUUUUAGGUGGAGUUGGAGAAAGUUUUGUAUUAACAAAGACUUUUUUUUUUUUUCCCCAACGUCCUUAGUUCCUGCCAUUUCAUUAAGAGAAAAUUAACCAGUCUUAACCAGUUUUUUUUAGUGUAUUGUUUUAAAACUUAUACUAUUUAUGGUAUGCAUUUGUUACGCAGAGCUGCUUGUAAAUGAAUGCCUUUAGCUGAGCAUAAUAUUGCAUAGAAUAUGAGUACUGCGAUGAGACUGGGGUCUAGUCAAUAAUUUUUAAACGAAGAAAGCUUCCUUAUCAGCAUCACACCUUUGUUAUAACCUCAGUUCCUUCACAUGUCAUUUUGAAAUAUAUAGAACACUCGAAAGAAAUUCUCAUAUAUUGGAAAUGAUGUCGUGCACUAAAGGAGAAACCUGAGUAUUUUUUUAUGUGUUUAGUGGACCCGAAAUGUGAAAUCCUCCAUAAUAAGCUGUAUUUUGACUACACAGUAUUUUAGUUUUUAGAUAUUGCUCAUUUGAAAGCAAUAUAUUGAGAGUUAUUAUAGAAACCAAUGAGAGUUGGUUAUGUGUUGUAUCUGUUUGUUUAUAAUUUAUUCUUUGUAAUGCCAGACAAUGAAACCAUGCAAUAUUCAACUUUUAUUCACGUACUUGCAAACAAGUAUACCUCUAUGAAAAUCCUACUGUGGUGAGAUGUUCAGAGUUUCCUAAAGGAGCUGCUAAGACGUAUGUUACUCAAGCUAUUUAUGUUGUUUCUGUUUUGUGUGAAAGGCCAAAAUCAAACAUCUGCAGAUGUCCUGAUGUCUCAUCAAGCUGUCAAAUCAAUGCUAAGUUCCCUACGAUUAUUCAUAUGCAUCCGAUGAGACCAUCAUUGCCGCUGUUUGAAUAAGGCCCUGAUCACCUGUUAGGCUACAAUAAUUUAGUUACUUUUUGUUAAAUGGAAAGUUCAUGAAUUGAUACCUGUCAAAAAGAGAAAGAAUUUGGAAAAACGGUUUUGUUCAGCAGACAGAUUGUCUGAUAAACUUGUGAAAUGGAAACUGAAAUCCAUUUAUCGGCUUGUUACAGUUCAUAAUGCAACUUUCUGUUGAAUUAUGAUGAGCCAUUCUGCACGUUUCCUUAUCUUUCACAAGGGUUUUGUUUUGUGAAAUAAAAUGUACCUUAAUUUGA